AUGCGCGGCCUGCCCCCGGCGCGCCCGCGCCCCGCCAGCGGCGGCGGCGGCGGCAGAGGCGCAGGCUGCCCCGGGGGCGGCGCGGGCACCAGCCGCAGACCCAAGCCCGACCUCGACCUCAUCGAGAGGGCCUCCUCCAUCGAGGACCACUGCCUGCAGACAAUAUACGUGAAGGACAUCCCAGAACUGCAGCCACAGACGGAAACCUCGAGAAAGUGCACGACCCGGGUCGUCUCCUCGCCUGGCCUCGACCGGAAGCUGCCCAACGGUGACGUAGUUCCGGAGCGGCUGACCGAGGACGUGGUGGCGCGACGCGCCGACAGGGACCGCGUGCUGGAGCUGGACUACAAGCAGUGGCUGGCGCUGUGCGGGCUGCUGAUCGUGGCGGCGGCGCUGGGCGUCGGCGUCGGCGUCCCGCUGGCGCUGGAGCUGCGGUCGUCGAGGCUGCUGGAGGCGCGGCUGCAGGUGGUGCGGCGCAUCCUGCGAGAGGUGCCGCUCGUCGACGGGCACAACGACCUGCCGUGGAACCUGCGCAAGUUCCUGCACAACCAGCUGCGCGACUUCCGGUUCACGGACGACCUGCGCCAGGUGGAGCCCUGGAACAAGAGCCCCUGGUCGCACACCGACCUGCACCGCCUCAAGCAGGGCAUGGUCGGCGCCCAGUUCUGGUCGGCGUACGUGCCGUGCGGCUCGCAGUACCUGGACUCGGUGCAGCUGACGCUGGAGCAGAUCGACGUCAUCCGCCGCCUCGUCGACAAGUACCCGGCUCACAUGCAGCUCGUCACCACCGCGCAGGGUAUCGAGGAGGCGCACCGCGCCGGCAAGGUGGCCAGCCUGAUCGGCGUGGAGGGCGGGCACGCUUUGGGCAGCUCCCUGGCGGUGCUGCGCAUGUUCUACCAGCUGGGUGCGCGCUACGUCACGCUCACGCACGCCUGCAACACGCCUUGGGCAGACUCGUCACUGGUUGACGAACCGAGCGAGUCCGUGCCCGCAGACCACUCCAGCCGCGGGGGCCUCACCAGCUUCGGAAAGCUGGUGGUGCGCGAGAUGAACCGGCUGGGCAUGAUGGUGGACCUGUCGCACGUGUCGGUGCGCACGAUGGCCGACGCGCUCGAGGUGACGCAGGCUCCCGUCAUCUUCUCGCACUCGUCCGCGCUCGCGCUCUGCAACUCGUCUCGCAACGUGCCCGACGACGUGCUCCGGAAGCUGGCCAUCAACGGCGGCAUCGUGAUGGUGAGCUUCUUCAACAACUUCCUCAGCUGUUCCGACAGCGCGUCGCUGCAUGACGUCAUCGCGCACAUCAACCACAUCCGCGCCGUUGCGGGUGUCAACCACGUGGGGCUGGGUGCCGGCUACGACGGCAUCAACCUGACGCCGGAGGGCCUGGAGGACGUGUCUCGGUACCCCCUGCUGCUGGCGGAACUGGCCAGGGACCGGCUGUGGAGCGCCUCCGACAUCAAGAAGCUGGCCGGCGCCAACCUCGUCAGGGUCUUCCGGGAGGUCGAGAAGGUGCGCGCCGACUGGUCGGAGGGAGGCCCCACCGAGGACUGGAUCUCCAUGGAUGACCUGGACGGCAAGACCUACUGCCGCUACCCCGGCACCUGACGCGCCGGCCGCCGCCCCCGCCCCCAGCCCCCGGCCGCCGCCCCCGGGGGCAGCUCGGACCAAAGUGCCGCCAGCCGGACACACUGCCGAGUGCUGCGAAGCGAAGCGACCGUGUCUGCCGAUCGGCGGCCACUCGAACCUCGAAACACUGUCGACUCUUGCAAUCUUCCAACACGAAUUUGUACACACGUACACUCACUGCCAUAUUUUACAGAAAAAUUCCAAGUGAUAUUCAUUUAGGUAACAAUAGGUUCACGAUAUAGCGUCUGCUGCGAAAUAGCACGCACCAGAGGACUGUAAACAAACGCCAAAAAAUUUGGACACACCCUCUGUGCCAUGUCACAGCAAACAUCACUGAUCACAUCUCGUCGAUGCACAAUACACGGUAACUUUGAGCUUUGAGCGCUCGUCUCCUUUAACACGUGCGGUGUAUCCUUUUGUUGUUGUUUGCAUUGUGGAGUUUACGAACGAAAUAAACGAUGUACAGUAACGUUACCAUUGUUUAGUAAAUGAUCAACAUGCAGUC
Molecule: messenger RNA, 2131 nt
Organism: Schistocerca gregaria
Lineage: Eukaryota; Metazoa; Arthropoda; Insecta; Orthoptera; Acrididae
Product: dipeptidase 1-like
Exons: 14
Coding region: 1-1605 (534 amino acids)
Biological process (GO): proteolysis
Molecular function (GO): metallodipeptidase activity
Source: RefSeq, a predicted model, not a curated record